Messenger RNA from Labrus bergylta (ballan wrasse), 623 nucleotides. NCBI's taxonomy places the organism in Eukaryota, Metazoa, Chordata, Actinopteri, Labriformes, Labridae. The record is from RefSeq and is a predicted model, not a curated record.
AUGAACGACCUGGUGUCCGAGUACCAGCAGUACCAGGACGCCACCGAAGUGAGUGUUUUCACUCGUCUUGGCCUGAGCGGCUUUACCACCUGCCUCAUGUUCCCCGGACAGCUCAAUGCUGACCUGAGGAAGCUGGCUGUAAACAUGGUGCCAUUCCCUCGUCUGCAUUUUUUCAUUCCAGGCUUCGCUCCCCUCACAAGCCGAGGCGGCCAGCAGUACAGGGCCCUCACUGUACCAGAGCUCACCCAGCAGAUGUUCGACGCAAAGAACAUGAUGGCUGCCUGCGACCCACGUCACGGCCGCUACCUGACAGCAGCUGCUAUCUUCCGUGGCCGCAUGUCCAUGAAAAAGGUGGACGAACACAUGCUUAGCUUAAGAAACAAAAACAGCAGCCACUUUGUUGAAUGGAUCCCUGAUAAUGUGAUGACCUCUGUCUGUGACAUCCCUCCUCGUGGCCUCAAGAUGGCUGCGACAUUGAUCGGCAACAACACAGCCAUCCAGGAGCCGUUCAAGCGCAUCUCUGAGCAGUUCACAGCCAUGUGAACACUUCUGCUUCCUGCACUGUUUGAUAUUGUUUGUUCUAUUACACUAGUUAUUUGUAUUUAUUUACAAGAAAUAUUAGA